This is a messenger RNA of Saccostrea echinata, 2316 nucleotides long. RefSeq lists its product as uncharacterized. The coding region runs from base 84 to 2021 and encodes 645 amino acids. Lineage: Eukaryota; Metazoa; Mollusca; Bivalvia; Ostreida; Ostreidae. The transcript has 5 exons. The record is from RefSeq and is a predicted model, not a curated record.
AAUUUCCAAAACGAGAAACGCCGUCCAUAAGCCGAGAAACGUUACUAAGUCUCCCUUCCCAAAUGUUGUCGGAAGGGUGACUGAUGAAAAUGGCAGAAUCAUCCAAGCUUGAGAAUGAUUGCGACAUUGGUCUUUCAAGUGAUGUGGACUGGGAAUCAUCUAUGUUUCAAAAUGAAGACUGGGACUUUUUAACAUCUUGUCAUUUGGAAGGGGGUAGGAGGGGGAGACUAGGAAAGGUAACAGAGGGUGACAGGGACCAUCCAAUAGCUUUACAGGAUGCACCACAGCUAAAUAAGGAGGAAAUAAGCAAAGAUGAUCCCAGUGUACAUGACAUCCCAGAAUCUGAACAAGAACCUGCAACUGAAAUUGAUGGACCAUCUCAAAAUAUGCUACCAUCUCAAGAGUCAGGGUAUUAUUCACAGAGUGAGUGUGAAUCGGAUUCUUUGGUAGAAAAUUCAGAAAAGCAAUGCUUAACAUAUGCAGGUGAUCAUUGUGAUAUUGCCAGUCAUCAAAUAUGGCCUGCAAGAAGUAUUGAGUUGCCAGCAAUGAGAAAAGAAAGGGAAGACCACCAUGUGAACAAGAAAACAGAGAAAGACACAUUAAAAAUAAUAAAUGGAAAAAGAAAGGCAAAGAAAAAAGCAAAAAGAUAUAAGAAGAAAAAGAAAUGUAAGAAGAUUGUAGGCAGAGGUGUCCUGAAACUUCUAAAACCAGUUAUAAACAAAUAUUGCAAAAAAAAACAUUGCAGCUCUAGUAACCAUGCUUGCCAACUUAAGAUACUCAAAAAAGAAUUAGUAAAAUAUUUGGUACGAAAAGGACUUCGACAGAUUGAAAUAAAAAAGAAGCUCAUGCACUCUUUACUUAAACCAUUGAUCUUUUCAAGGAAGUGCUGGUCAGUAUUUCCAUUACUGGCAAAAUGUGAGGAGAAUUCUUCAAAUAACAUGGUGAAGGAAUGGAAUCGCUUAGCGUCAUUUUCCUGUCUAAAGUUUAAGAAUGUGUCAAGUUUGCGAUUAGCAAAACAUGGCUUUUUCUUUGUUAAAGAUAAGGGUAGAAUUGAGUGUUUUUCAUGCCACAAGAAUUACACUCAAAGAGAUCUUGAAAAUACAGUGGACUAUAAUUCCAAGUUGGAAACAACAUUCCAUGAAGAGUGGUGUUUGAUUGUUGGAAAUGUUCCUAUACAUCCAUCAAGUCUUGAAAUCCCAAAAGCUUUACCAUCUCGUCAUAAAAGGAUAUUUAAAGAUGGAGAUGGAAGAUUAAUUACCUGUAAAGGAUUCUGUGGUCCAAAUACUUUCUCUGUAGACCAAGGAAACAUGUUGAGAGAAUUUCCAGCUCUGGUUAAGGCAUAUGAAAGCUACAACCCUGGGAAUGAUCAGACUAAUCCAUUUUUGGAUAUACUGGAUAUGUUGAGGAAAGGAGGAAAGAAUUCUGCUUGGGGCAUGAGAGCCAUUCUUUUGAAGACUGGUGUUAUAACACAAGAUGAAACCACCAUUGAAUUAUGGAACUUUAAUAUCAUCAAAUUUGUGUGUCUUCUUAUGAAGAAAAAGAUCACAGUCAUAGGAAAAUGUGAUUGCAAAGAAAGACAGCUGAGGGAGGAAGAGCAAAUAUAUAUUUGUCCUUGUAGCUCCAAGCAUGAUAUCAAGGGCAUUCACUUUUUCCAACAGUGGAUCAACAGUUCACUUGAGAGUCGAUAUUUACCCAUAUGCCUUUCCUGCCACAAACAGAUCAGCUGGUCUUUUAUUCCUCCUCCACCAUGUCUAUUUAUAAACCUUUGGCACAUGGACAUAAGAAUGGAAUGUGUACCUCCAGAGAUCCACAUUCUAAAUCAGAUAUACAGAUUGGGUGCCAUCUAUAUUAAUGCAAAUAAGCAUUAUACUGUCUGGGUCAGGAGGCCUGAAGGAAUGACAUUUUAUGAUGACAGCAAUGUGGAUUCACAAGACAAGUACUCAGGAAGAUUUGAUUAUAGCAAGGAAUUUCCAGGACGUGGAAAACCAUGCUUGGCCUCUUACUACAGUGUACAUUGCUGAUAAUAAUAUUGUUGAUAAUUGAAAACAUUGGAAUAAAAUGCUAUUUAUUUAAUCACUUCUGUGCCACAUGGCCGAUUUUAAUCCGAUCGCACAGUUGCGUAGAGUGCCACGGGGCCAAUUUUGAACCUAUUUCAUUGAAAUGAAUUGUGGUUAUGUAUUUCUUUUACUUUUAUCUAACGUGAAUAAUCAUUUAGCCUCAGUAAGUUUUAUAUUCCAUAAUAUUGGAGAUUUCAUGAUUUAUUUGUAGAAUAACUUGAAAAUUUCUGGCAAAUAUUAAUGAAAUAAAAUUCAUGGC